GUAAAAUAUAGCUAAUUUGUUGAGGGGACGAAACAACAGCCGAGCUCAGAGUUCUGCAUACAGCUACUGACAGCUUAUCCGGCAAACUUGAAAGUCAAAUAUUUCCAAAUAUGUUUAAUGAAAAUGAAGCAUUUUUAUAUUAAAUAGUAUAAAACAAACAAUUGAUGAGACAGCACUUUUUAGGAUGGAGGACAAUCCUGUGUGAAGACAGUUUCACUUCUCUUUUAUUAGAAUAAAGCAUUCAGCCUUAUCUGAUUCUAACACACAAACGGAGCACAAUGGAAGCAGUAACUUCAUUUCUCGUUCUUUUAUUGUUACCACAGCUCAUAGUGUCUGAGGUUCCCACUUCAACCUCGUACAGGGCCGUCGUGGAGAUAGUUUCGGGAGAUUCCAUGAUCUUCAGCGGGGAACCUCUGAGCCUGAGAUGCAUCAUCCCCGAUCCUUACCAGGCCUCCUGGGGUUACCUGUGGUUCAGGGGAUCUGUGCAGCUUCCACAGACUGGCGAGAUAUUCCAGCUGUGGAACGCCAACGUUAAAGAAAGCGGCAAAUAUUCCUGCCAAGGAAAGAAAGAGACGGAUGUGGGAAGCAUUAAAACACUAAGAAGUCUACCUUAUGAGAUCCAUGUUGAUGGAGGGUUUGCCAUCCUACAAUUGGCAAAACGCCCUGUCCUCGUUGGAGACGCCCUGGAUUUGAAAUGCCGUCUCCGAGGAAACGCUCCCGUCCACGAGACGAUCUUGUACAGAGACGGGAUUCAAGUGAUGGUGCAGAGCGGGAGCAGCUUAAAUUUCCAUCUCCCCCAUGUCACCCUGGAGGAUGAAGGAAGGUACUCAUGCAGGGUAUCCUGGGACCUGAGUCGACGUACACACUCCGUGAUGUCAGUUCCCACUCUGGUGAAUAUCUUAGAGGUUCUAGCCAAGCCGGUUUUGGAGAUUGAUAUAGACAACGCCCAGCUUGGACAGUAUAAAAUGAACCUCAUCUGCCACGUCCAGUACAACGCCCCCGCCCCAGCCGCUCCUGUAAAUUACUAUUUCUACAAGAACAACAAUCUGCUGGGGCCGGCAAACUCACUGAACCACAUGCACGUCAGAAAGGCUGCAGGAUGGUACAGCUGUAGAGCCAAGGUGCCAAAGCUGGAUAUCGUGAGGUGGAGCGAGCCCCGGAGCUUCGGAGAGGUCACAGGGCCACCAUUGAUGCCUACCCGUCCUCAUCUCAGAAAUCAGAUGACAUCCAGAUCACCCCUACACACCUUCUCGGCUCCUGAGACUCAGCCUGCAUCCCCAAAAUACUUUGCUUCUUCACCGUCUUUCAAUCAGCGCACAGAGAGUCCCAGCCCGUCUGAGGCUCCGGACCCAACCAGUCUGCCGACUUCAGACCGUCUGCCAGGCCAAACGCAAACCUCAGAACCUCAGGGUGUACCUUAUCGUUGUAAGGCUGAGACUCAGCCUGCAUCCCCAAAAUACUUUGCUUCUUCACCAUCUUUCAAUCAGCACACAGAGUCCCAGUCUGUCUGAGGCUCCGGACCCAACCAGUCUGCCGACUUCAGACCGGCUGGCAGGCCAAACCUCAGAACCUCAGGGUGUGUCCUGGGGACUAUUUUAGAAAGUCCUGUAAAGGUGUGAAUGACAUUAAAUUUUCACCAGGUGUUGGUAACAACCUCAGUUCUUUGUUUUUAACCAAUCAUGAGAUGUUCCUUGUGUGACGUCUUGGUAACGACUCACCUUUCUAUAGGCCGUCAUUUUGGACUGAUCCUGACAAGGGGCAGGAUGGUUUUCUAAUCACUGGUAGAUUUCAGCUGGUCUCUUGGUUUUCCGUGACUUUUUUCCACCUCCCUUUCAGUACUUUUCACAUUAUGACACACAACUUAAUUUCUAUGUAUGGAUUAUGUGGGUUGUUAUCAUUACCAGAUGAAAAUCUCAUGUCAAUAGCACCUUUAGAAAUAUAUUUACUAUGAAAAACUGUGAUUUUUUUUUACCAGCUGUACCUGGAAACUCCUUUUAAACCGUACCAUCGUACUAACAGAGCAAUACUCUGAGACUUUCUAACAAUUAUUAACACCACCCUACUGUUCUGCUGUUAUAGUUCUGUGUUAAUAAUUCUUUGCAUCAGUUUUCUCUGAAUGUCAUGAAACUAAUAUUCAAUACAGUAAGAAAGAACAAAUAUUGUGUUUUAACCCAAUAAAAUUUCGAUAAGCUGCAUGAA
This is a messenger RNA of Poecilia reticulata (guppy), 2199 nucleotides long. RefSeq names its product high affinity immunoglobulin gamma Fc receptor I-like. Gene Ontology annotation, biological process: immune response; cell surface receptor signaling pathway. Gene Ontology annotation, molecular function: transmembrane signaling receptor activity. The record is from RefSeq and is a predicted model, not a curated record. Gene Ontology annotation, cellular component: external side of plasma membrane. NCBI's taxonomy places the organism in Eukaryota, Metazoa, Chordata, Actinopteri, Cyprinodontiformes, Poeciliidae.